Triplophysa dalaica is the source of this 381-nucleotide messenger RNA. It is a transcript of the gene ndufa3, whose product is annotated as NADH:ubiquinone oxidoreductase subunit A3. The record is from RefSeq and is a predicted model, not a curated record. NCBI's taxonomy places the organism in Eukaryota, Metazoa, Chordata, Actinopteri, Cypriniformes, Nemacheilidae. The transcript has 4 exons. Gene Ontology annotation, cellular component: mitochondrial inner membrane. Bases 37 to 288 code for a protein of 83 amino acids.
ACAAACCUCAAGUAGUGACGGACUACAGACGGAAACAUGGCCGCAUUCGGAAGGUUUUUGAAGAAUGCAUGGAAUAAAGAGCCUGUAGUGACAACAGCCUGUGGGCUUGGAUUGCUGGCUUGCGUUUUGCCACUUGUGAGUCCUUGGACAAAGUACACAGGAAUGAUGAACCAAGCAGUUCCAUACAAUUAUCCAGUCCCAGUGCGAGAUGAUGGAAACAUGCCGGAUGUUCCAGUGCACCCGUGUGACCCACAGGGGAGAAACUUGGACUGGCUGAAAAACUUUUAAAGGAAGCCCUUCAGAAUUCUGUACAGUAUGGCCCAUCUGUUUUUGUCUCUAGUUGCACUUGCUCUAAAUAAAAGCUGUUUAUUUAAAAACCUA